Acanthisitta chloris (rifleman) is the source of this 609-nucleotide messenger RNA. RefSeq names its product hemoglobin subunit pi. Gene Ontology annotation, biological process: hydrogen peroxide catabolic process; oxygen transport. Lineage: Eukaryota; Metazoa; Chordata; Aves; Passeriformes; Acanthisittidae. The transcript has 3 exons. Gene Ontology annotation, cellular component: hemoglobin complex; haptoglobin-hemoglobin complex; blood microparticle. Gene Ontology annotation, molecular function: heme binding; organic acid binding; haptoglobin binding. The record is from RefSeq and is a predicted model, not a curated record. The coding region runs from base 42 to 470 and encodes 142 amino acids.
AGCGGUCACUGCAAGGGGACAGAGCCAGCACCUCCUGUACCAUGACGCUGACCCAAGCCGAGAAAGCUGCCGUGGUCACCAUCUGGGCCAAGGUGGCCCCCCAAGCUGAUGCCAUUGGGGCAGAAUCACUGGAGAGGCUUUUCUUCAGCUAUCCCCAGACAAAAACGUACUUCCCUCACUUUGAUCUCAGCCAAGGCUCAGCUCAGCUUCGUGGUCAUGGCUCCAAGGUCAUGAAUGCCAUUGGGGAAGCUGUGAAGCACGUGGAGGACAUUCGAGGUGCUUUGGCCAAACUCAGCGAGCUGCAUGCUUACAUCCUCAGGGUAGACCCUGUGAACUUCAAGCUGCUUUCCCACUGUAUCCUGUGCUCCAUAGCUGCACGCUAUCCCAGUGAAUUCACUCCAGAAGUUCAUGCUGCAUGGGACAAGUUCUUGUCCAGCGUUUCCUCUGUUCUGACUGAGAAGUACAGAUAAAUGGCCUGCACAGAGGGUGAGAGAUGCACAUCCAUGGCACAGCCCAGCUGCCAGGCUCUGAGGUUCCUCUGCAGCCCUCUCAAGUCCUCUCUGCAGGGGUUCAGACAUCUGCAAAACCCAAUAAAUAACUGAAAUGUGA